This is a messenger RNA of Talaromyces atroroseus, 894 nucleotides long. RefSeq lists its product as hypothetical. Gene Ontology annotation, biological process: mitochondrial respiratory chain complex assembly. Lineage: Eukaryota; Fungi; Ascomycota; Eurotiomycetes; Eurotiales; Trichocomaceae. Bases 1 to 894 code for a protein of 297 amino acids. The transcript has 2 exons. Gene Ontology annotation, cellular component: mitochondrial inner membrane peptidase complex. Gene Ontology annotation, molecular function: serine-type endopeptidase activity. The record is from RefSeq and is a predicted model, not a curated record.
AUGGCGGACUCAAAAGCGACGCCCAGCAUGAACCGAACACCCUCUUCCAAGCCACGGGUUAUUCCACCCUCCGAAUGGAAAAGGAGAUUCCCCUCAAGGAAGGCUCCGAUUCCCUCCUCCUCAUCAUCCUCCUCAUCCUCCUCCUCUUCGAAAAGCCCCAGCUCUAUUGACGUGCACAAUGUCUCUCCUCUUUCCUCCUCACAAGAACGACCUACUGCAUGGUCGUCCUUUCUCAGUCGAUUUCGCGCCCGUUAUGCUUCUCUGCCAACGCCAGUCCGACGAACGGCUCGCUUGCUUCGUACCCUUGCACCCAUAGUGCCGAUUGGAAUAUUCUUCUCCGAACACGUUCUGCAGCUCAUGUGGGUUCGCGGACCCUCUAUGACCCCCUAUCUGAAUGAGGAUUAUGCCGAAAUGCAGACAGAAAGCGAUAUAGUGCUGGUAAAUGUAUGGCCUUGGGGAUCUACAUGGCCGUGGAAUAGGACGAGAAGACUGGAGCGGGGGAUGGUGGUUACAUUUCAAUCACCUGCAAAUCCUUCAAAUAUAGCGAUCAAGCGCGUCAUUGCCUUACCAGGAGAUCGAGUCACAACAAGAGAGCCUUGCCCCCGACCAUCACAGAUUGUGCCAUUCAACCAUGUGUGGUUAGAAGGCGACGCAGACGAUCCGCGAAAAUCUCUCGAUAGUAAUACGUAUGGCCCAGUGAGUAUUAGUCUGAUUACGGGCAGUGUGAUGGCCGUGCUGUAUCCGCGAAUGAGACGUCUCAAAUGGUGGGAAUGGGAGAAUUCCGCUCAAACGGGCUCAGAUGCGCAAAAGGAGCUAGGAGAGGAAUAUAGAAGUUCAGUCAGGGAUAGGGUGGCCAAAGAGGCGGUUAAAAUUGACGCUCCACGCUUUGAUUGA